Leptosomus discolor (cuckoo roller) is the source of this 967-nucleotide messenger RNA. The record is from RefSeq and is a predicted model, not a curated record. Lineage: Eukaryota; Metazoa; Chordata; Aves; Leptosomiformes; Leptosomidae.
AUGCCCAUGGGUGCUCAUCCAGGCAUCUCCCCUUGUGGGGCAGCCGGUACCUGCAGUGGCAGUGGGGACAAGGUGGGGCCGUGUCCCCAGGGAGGGAGGGUCACCGCGGGCUCAUCCUACACCUUUUCUCUCUCCCGUGUGUGGCUGGAAGGGACGCCCGUGAACCGCAUCCCCAUCAUGGCCAAGCAAGUGCUGGACCUGUACACACUGUACCGACUGGUGACGGACAAGGGUGGCCUGGUCGAAGUCAUCAACAAGAAGAUCUGGAGGGAGAUUACCAAGGGCCUCAACCUACCUACCUCCAUCACCAGCGCUGCCUUCACCCUCCGCACACAGUACAUGAAGUACCUGUAUCCCUACGAAUGUGAGAAGCGGGCGCUCAGCUCUCCGGGGGAGCUCCAAGCCGCCAUCGACAGCAACCGUCGGGAGGGACGGAGGCAGACUUUCGGCACGGCGCUCUUUAACUACUCACCGUCUGGCACCCCAACCCUGCUGGCCUCCCCCAAAAUGCCUCUGCCUGCUCUUAGCAUCUCCACGCACAGCUGCGGCCAGCUUGGACAAGUGCAUGCCGUUAAGAAAGAGGAUGGCGUGCUGGCAGCAGCGGUGCCAGGGCGCAUUGCUAUCCCGGUGGGACUGGCCGGCCACCACUUUGCAGCGGCCCAAGCAGCAGCUGCCUCGCAAGCAGCAGUGCUGGAACAGCUGCGGGAGAAGCUGGAGACAGGGGAGCCCCCGGAGAAGAAGGCGGCCCUGACGGUGGAGGAGCAGCAGCGGCUGGUGCAACACGCACUUCAGCACAACCUCCUGGCCGUGGCUUCCCAGUUCCCCAUGAACGUCAAGAUCUCCAACCGAGGUAGCGAGAUGCAACACCUCAGCUUGGAUGACAGACAGGAGACCGCAUUGAACCUGUCCACCAACGGCAUUAGCAGUAUCAACAUGUCAAUAGAAAUAAAUGGAGUUGUCUACACAG